CGCAUACAUAUCAUUUACUCAACUGGUUAAAUACAAUAGUGAACUUUUUUUGGUGAUUUGUUUAAUUUCUCGAAAUUUUAGUGAAAAUUUUGUUUGCACGUAUCAUUAAUCCUAAUAUUAUGCGGUGGCGGUUAUAAUUUCUAAUUCCAAUUCCUGUUGGAGUGGAGCCGUUUCCAUUUUCCAUAUUUUCUUGUUUAUGCUUGAAGUUUAGCUGCAAUGGCAAACCCUUACAGAUCAAAGGAAGGUCUCAGCGCGAGGCCAGUGGGUACUUCCGACGAAAUUCAGCUGAGGAUUGAUCCCUUGCACGGAGACCUUGAUGAUGAAAUCACCGGUCUCCAUUCCCAAGUUAGACGCCUUAAAACUGUGGCUCAAGAGAUUGAAUCAGAAACAAGACACCAGAAUGAUCUACUUGCAGAUUUGCAAUUGACCUUGAGUCAAGCUGGGGCUGGGGUGAAAAAUGGAAUGAAGAGGUUGAAUAGGGCUGUCCAGCAGAGCUCAAACCAUAUCGUGCAUGUGAUUAUUUUCGGAUUAAUUUUUUUUACUAUAGUCUACUUCUGGUCCAAGAUAGUUGGAAAAUGAAGAUUGGCUAAGGUUGCAGCAGAGUUGCAUGUGGCAUGGUUGUUUAUGAACUCUUUUUUUCUUCUUCCCUUUAAGCUACUUGUGGUCUAGCUGGUUAGAAGAUGGAAGACCAGGUAAUGUUUCAGCCCCAGUUUCACUUUAACACAGCCACUAUUUGGGAAUCAGAAGGACCUGAUCAGAGUCAUUGAUACACAUGUAGGUACACUAUUAAAUAUUUAGUAUUAGAGCAUUUAACAUAGUUUUAAAGUUUAAAUGUUUAUAGCCAGCCGUAUGACUACAUAUUCACCAAAUUCUUACAACUUGUUUGCUUUGCAUUGUGCUUUGAGACAUGGCAAUGCAGUCUUUUUAAAUAUAUCAUAUUGCAUAAAAUUGAUAUUUA
Molecule: messenger RNA, 958 nt
Organism: Humulus lupulus (European hop)
Lineage: Eukaryota; Viridiplantae; Streptophyta; Magnoliopsida; Rosales; Cannabaceae
Product: bet1-like protein At4g14600
Exons: 4
Coding region: 217-579 (120 amino acids)
Source: RefSeq, a predicted model, not a curated record